Tachysurus vachellii is the source of this 2435-nucleotide messenger RNA. Its product is annotated as circadian-associated transcriptional repressor. The coding region runs from base 191 to 1333 and encodes 380 amino acids. The transcript has 6 exons. Gene Ontology annotation, molecular function: RNA polymerase II cis-regulatory region sequence-specific DNA binding. Gene Ontology annotation, biological process: circadian regulation of gene expression; negative regulation of DNA-templated transcription. The record is from RefSeq and is a predicted model, not a curated record. Lineage: Eukaryota; Metazoa; Chordata; Actinopteri; Siluriformes; Bagridae. Gene Ontology annotation, cellular component: nucleus.
GAGCCCGGUGUGUUUGUGCACGCCCCCGCAGACACGUUGCCUGGGGAGCAGUAACACGGGCGUCUCAGUCGCAGCUCCGCAUCACGGAAAAGCACGAAGCUCGUCGACGGGCUGCUCACCGUGUCCGGGACUUACCUCUGAAACAAAGGAACACGCACCGAUCCCUUACAUCCUGAAAAAAAGGCCAGUAAUGAAGCGGCCGAGGAUGUCGGCAUCAGAUUCGGACUAUUCCAUUGACUGGCUGGCAAGUGAUGAUGAAGAGCACAACAACAGCGAGCUGGAGACUAAAUAUGAUCAAGAAGAGGACACAAUGCCCACCACUCCUGCAGCUCAGAACAGCUAUGGGCCUCAAACUUGCAGGAAAAGCAGUGACCACUCGGUGAAGGUUAAGGAGGACAGAAGCUGCAGGAGCAGUCCCCCCUCCAGCCCAACCAGUUCUUUCAGCAGUGGAGACAGAGACCCUUCACUAUUGGGACAGGAAGACAUGUCUGACCACAUCUGCACCCCAGGAAGCCCUAAAGGCAAAAGCAGACAGGCGCAGAAAAGAUCACGCUGCCUGCCAGUGCCGAAGCAAAAUGAAAAGCAGCUCACAGCAAGCCCAACAGAGAAGGACAAGCUGUUUGCAUGCAAGUGCAUGGAGUUGCAGUGCUAUAUUCACCCACUCUCCUCAAUCCUGAAUGGCCUCCGUUCUGGCAGAUACAGAGAACGACUCAGCACUUUCCAGGAGAGUGUAGCCAUGGAUCGAAUCCAGAGAAUAAUGGGGGUCCUACAGAAUCCUUGCAUGGGUGAGCGCUAUAUUGACAUCAUCCUGAAAAUGGAGGAAAUGUUGAAGACCUGGUUUCCAAACAUAAAACCCAACUACCAAACCACUGCUGUGGAGCUGACACAAGAGACCACACUGCUGAAAAAACCCAAGUUGUCCUCGCCUCCAGUCCCCAUUUCUGUUGGUCUCUUCAACUCUGGCAGCACUAGUGCUUUUCCUGUGGCUGUUAAGGCCAUGCGGGGCAGUGACCACCUCCUUCCAGCACCGUACUCUGCCACCAAUCUGAAAUGGCUCCACACAUCUCCCAUCUGCUCACCCACUGCUGAGCAGGGUCAGCGCACAGUCCGGAACUUGCUAACAGCACAUAGGGAUGAAGAUGCAACACAAGACAACUCAGUUUCCUCCACCAUAGACACCCCUGAACUUAACAUGGACUCUGUGCCAUGUCAGCCGCCUCUAGGAAAGAUCAGCGCCCCAUGCCUGGAGAGACUACUGAAAUCCACAGAGAGCAUCAUCAACCACAAAUCCUCCAGGGGGACAAGCAAUAUGGGCUCUGGCACUUUGUCCUAGUCCACAGAAACUAGGCUUUGGAUAAUCGGAGCCUAAACCGCAGGCACUCAUUAUCUCAUGCCAGUGCACUCGAGCGCACCCCAGUGCAAGCCCCCUGCUCCAUUUCAGCCUUCAGGGGACACAGAGCAUAGACUGACACAGACCUCACAUAUACAUGCAUCAGCGUGUCACUGGUGUAGCAGUGCGUCCUCAUCUAACUUGGCUUUGCCAGCUUUGAUUUCUCUCGGGUGUAUUGCAGUUUGUGUCUCAGAGAUGCCUGGUGAGACCGAGGACUAGUGGAUUGAUGUGUAGAGGCGGCAUAUUGGUAUCUGUGAAUAAGGAAAACAUUACUUCAGAAAGGGAUGGGAAAAGCAGGAGUAAUGCAUUUCUAGGGAACACUUCAGAUAUUCCAACAUGUCAGUGAUCAGUCAGUUGUAGAUAAAAUGUGGGAUGAAUGUGAAUUUCUUUUUUUUUUUUUCAUCCGCUCCACUCGAGCCGGUUGAUGUGACUGUUACUUCAUAGGUAUAAACUUAAAGCUAAGAUUUGGGUACAACGGGUCUACCUCAUUCUGACACCAUGUCAAUGGUUGUGCAUGGAACGAAUAAGAACUAACGUUCACUGACAUAGAAUCAGAAAGAGGGAGCCUGCUAAGAUCAAAGCGAGCCAAAUUUGCCUGUAGUACCAGGGUCUUGGAUAUGAGCCUGACUGGUGCCAAUGUAUAGAAUGUGAACUGCAUUUUUUUUUUUUUGUUCUGUCAUUCAAUGAGCGUCUCCAAGUUUGAGGGCAUCCAGUGCCUGUUUAAUUUGAUGUCAAGCUGUGCCUGUACACUGGUUUUGAAGUGAAAUGAGAACACCUGGAAUACCUGCAACCUCUGAACGUUGGACUAGAAUGAAUCAGCCAGGAACCUUCAGAACCCUUGGCAUCAGAUACAUGGCUAAAAUGUGUGCAGUCUCUGAGGUCAAGUGGGACGAUGACAUUUCUGUUUGAUGGAUUAUAGACUGAGGGGCAGGUAUUCAAAUUUUGUGUAAAACAUUUGAGGUUGUUAUUAUACCCUUGAAAAGUGGCCUUUACAGUGUGAUAUUUUAUACUUUCAAAAUAAAUGUGGUUAUAUUUGUUUGGUGUA